Messenger RNA from Symbiodinium natans, 1497 nucleotides. The record is from the annotation of a GenBank genome assembly. NCBI's taxonomy places the organism in Eukaryota, Dinophyceae, Suessiales, Symbiodiniaceae.
AUGAUUUGCGACCGAUGGCUGAAAAGAUUCACACUGCUGGAUGUCCUAGUUGUGCAAAUCCUGCUGGUGGACGCUGGGCCUUGGGUGAAAUGUUCCAGUUGGCCAUGGCUAGCAGGCCGAGGCAGUCACCGACAAGAUGCCGAGAGCGAUGCGUUUUGUAGCUGUGAAGAGGUUGCCAAAGGAAGGUUCCAAGGAGGUGCUCUUGAAGCCUGUGCCUCCGAGGCCUCCCAGCAUGCAGUUCUGCCUGUGGCAGGGUGGGUCGUUUUCCACGUCAGCGCCGCGGGAGCAUCCGGGGAUGCCCACUGUGUUGUCCAGCGAUGUUCUGGCCAAUGCAUGCGCGCUUCCCAUGUGGGGAGCGUCCCGACAGGUGCAGAGAAUGACCACCAGCUGCGCAUUUUCGUGCCGAAAGAGCUGUGUCCUGAGGGAACUUCCAUGAUCUUUCCAGAAAUUGGUGCCUUGGGAGGUAAGGACGGGGUGCUUGCACCUGAGAUGGCUGAUCUAGAGUUCUUGCGCCUCUUUGGGCCUCUAAAGCUUCAAAGCCAAGCUCUUCACUCUGUCCGCACGGAAUGUGUGGAGAAUGCGCAUCGAGUGGUCGCCAAGGUUUGCCUGCAAGACGGAUGCGACGAGUGGAGCAAGUACUCGCUGCCCCGAUGCCAGGUGUCCUUGGGACUCCCCUUUGCUUUUGGAGAUUCUGAUUUCUUGUAUUCCCCAGCUUGCGAGCGGACCGGCCAGUACUAUUGUCCGCCUGGGCUCCCAUUGGCGCUGCGAUUCAUGUUGAAGGCCGCCAGCCGAUCAGCUACAGUCUGGGCGGCCAUGUUGGAAGGCCUGGUGCCGGCGAUCGUCUCCGCCCGCCGAACUCUCGCUGUGAUCUUGAGCGCCUCGGACAAGGGCAGCAACGUGGCACGAUGGGCGCAAGAGUGGGUGGAGCAUGAAGAGAUGCGCUUGGGCUGUGAUGCUGAUCUCACGAUGUUCUCCAUAUCGAGGAGCCUGCACAUGCUUGACGACAGUCGGAUUGGACUGCCUAUGGCGCUCUGUCCGACCUGCUGCCGCACGGCGGCUGGCCGGCUGCGCGUGGUGUUCAUGCGGGAUCCGCUGGCCAGGAUGUCAAGCUUCUUCUUCGGCUACUGGCUUCAGUACAAGGGCCACCUGCUUCCGAAAGACGAGUCGCCUGUGUUCGAGACCUGGAUUCGCCUGAUCCUCCACCCAAAUGCAUCUUCCUCUCCACUGUUCGAGGCAAGUGACCUGGACCAUGUUCGGCCAGCGUUCGUCAAGUCGCCUGCGAAAGACGAGCGUGAGGUGAUAUUUUGCAUUGAGGAUGUGGAGAAGUCCGUGCGACGUGUGGAAGAUGCGCUGUGCAGGAGUUUCCGGCAUUGCACUCCGCUGCCGAGCUUUCCGGCUGCAAAGAAGGCCAAGCGCAUGCCGCAGGUAGGAAGCGAGGUCGCCAGUCUGAUUCGCGAGCGCUAUCGCUUCGACUACGAAGCUAUGAGUUCUUGCUGA